Messenger RNA from Saccostrea echinata, 3442 nucleotides. Its product is annotated as transcriptional activator protein Pur-beta-B-like. Gene Ontology annotation, cellular component: nucleus. The transcript has 7 exons. Gene Ontology annotation, biological process: regulation of transcription by RNA polymerase II. Gene Ontology annotation, molecular function: RNA polymerase II transcription regulatory region sequence-specific DNA binding; DNA-binding transcription factor activity, RNA polymerase II-specific; purine-rich negative regulatory element binding. The record is from RefSeq and is a predicted model, not a curated record. Bases 18 to 797 code for a protein of 259 amino acids. Lineage: Eukaryota; Metazoa; Mollusca; Bivalvia; Ostreida; Ostreidae.
ACAGGAAGGGUUGCACCAUGUCGGAUCGUGAGAGUGGUGACGAGCAGCAGGCUCAGGGGUCAGGGGAACAGGAGCUGGCUACAAGGACACUCCAGAUACAGUCCAAGCGCUUUUAUCUGGAUGUCAAGCAAAAUAGGAGAGGUCGCUUCAUCAAAAUUGCUGAGGUUGGAGCAGGAGGAAAGAAGAGUCGUCUCCUUCUGGCUAUGUCUACAGCAGCAGAAUUCAGAGACUAUCUGACAGAGUUUAGUGAACAUUAUGCAUCACUUGCAGGCCCUCCAAACCCUGAUAAUUUGCCAGAGGAUGGAAAAUUAAAAAGUGAGCAGAUGGUGAAAGAAAACCGACGUUACUAUCUUGACCUAAAAGAAAACCAGAGGGGACGGUUUCUGAGGGUAAGUACGGUUGCCCAGACGAGACCCCGUGGUGGUCCCCGCUCUCAAAUUGCUAUUCCUGCUCAGGGAAUGAUUGAGUUUCGAGAUGCCCUUACUGAUCUUCUGGAUGAGUUUGGGACAGAUGACCAUGGUGAGUCAGAUACUGAGGGACAGAAUGAAUUACCAGAGAGUAAAUACUUAAGAGUAGAAAACAAAGUAUUCUAUUUUGAUGUUGGAUCAAACAGACGUGGUGUUUACCUCAGAAUUUCUGAAGUUCGAGCUAAUUACCGGACUGCAGUUACCAUUCCAGAGAGGUCGUGGGGCAGGUUUCGAGACAUGCUUUGUGAGUUCUGUGACAGUUCAUCAGCCAGUAAAACUAGUCCUGGUGGGGGAGGUGCAGGAGGAGGAGGGGGUGAAGAAAGCCAGUAGGCUGCUACAAAACGGGAAAGGAAAUGUGCUUUAAGCGGAUCAGGGGACAUGCAUCAUGAAAGCUAAACAUUGUGAAAGUGACCAGUUUAUUUAUUUACCAAGGUGGGCUAUCACCAGAACUUUGUCAGACUGAGUGUUGUGACUGGAAGAGGCAGACCAGAAAAUAAGCAGCUUCUCUAUGUAAAAACUCGGAUACAGUAUCCAGUGAAUAAGGACUGAAACAAGGAGAACCUAGUCUUUCACAAACUGUUACAUAUUAAUAUAAGAUUAUUUCAACAUGUGAUUUUGUAUUAUUUAUAUCAUAUGACUGGUCCUAAGGACAAACAAAUAAUUCAAUCCAUUAAUCAUAUAAGAUAAGGAAAAAAACUAGACAAAGGAAGAUCACACACAGAAUAUUCAUUGUAAAAAAAAAAAAAAAUCGAAUAAAGCACAUUUCCUUUGUCUCAGUGACCUCCCUUGUGAGGCUGAACGAUAAGGAAAGGAUAGCAGAUUUUCUCUCAUCGUAAAGAACAAUGUUGGGUGUUUUUUGACAACUAGUGUUAUAGUUGUGAUUUGCGUAGUGUGGUGUAUGGAUAUUUAUGAUAAAAAGUUUAAGUAUGUUCUUUGUUCUGCACAUUUUGUGCACAUGUUAUGUUGUAUGGUUAAUUAAUAAUGUGGUCAUAAAAACACACCCUCUGAAUUAUGGAUAUACAUAGGAGAAAUUUGAAUUAUGUAUUGGUGCACCAAAGAUUGUAUUGUUUUAGUUGAUAUUGUUUGCUCCUUGUUAGAGAAGGUUUAUGUAUGUUUAACUUAUUUCUGCCAGAUUGUUAACAUCUUUUUUUUUUCCUGUUAUUGGCUGAGCUAUGAAAGGUCAGCUGUUAAAUUAUAAAUGUUAAAAAUUUUAUGAAACAAGACCAGCAAGGAGAGUUCUAAAGUUGUUAUCAACAAGUAUUUAUAUCACUUGAAAAAUCAUUUACUGGCACAUACAUGUACAUAAUGGUACCCCUGUACUUUUAUUCAGAAGUUUAUUUGUGCAUGCUAAAUAACUGGUGUACUUCAGGUCUCUGAAGUCCUCAAGGCAAUAAGUUGUACUAAAAGCUGCACAACCCGGUACAAAUUUCUAAUGAUGCAAACAUCAGUAUACACAUAUCUCAGAUGAAUGUUAUCAUAUUGUGAUGUGCAGCAUGAUCAAGAGCACCUGUCAUCUGAACCGGUUUUUUUUUCUUCUGUAAUAUAAUUUGCUGUAAAUGAUUUUUCAGUUGGGUUGCAAAUUUCACUACUCAGGUACAGCACUGAGAGCAGAAAGAUAAAGCAAAAUUGUGGCCUUUUUAAGAUGUUAAGUGUUGAUAUGAAAUCAUUCAGUGUUAAUACUAUGAGUAUUGAAUUAUUGGAUUAUUACAUAUAUAUAUUCCAUUUUAUGUCUGUUUUAGUUAAAGGGGGUUGUGGAAUAUGUAGACUUAAGUGUAUGUUCUUUGAAAGGAACAUGACAUGUUCGUGAUCAAUUCAGAUUUCUCUCGUACUGAAUUUCUCAAAAUUGAAUACCUAUAAAAAAUAUUCAAUGACAGAAAAAAACAACUAUCUGUUUAAAAUACAGAAAUUAGAAUGUAAUGCACUGCUCUUGAAAUACUUUUAAAAAAUGCACAGUCUUGCUUCCUUAAAGAUGAUAAAUACAGACUGGAAUUGAUUGAAUACUGCAAUUUUUUUUAAGUAUUUAAAGCAGUGAAUGUCAUUUUUUAUACCAUUUCAAUCCAUCAGGGUAUUUUGUAAAUAAUCUGACAGAGUCUGAAAUCUGAUGAUGAAACAGGACAUGUCAUUUAAUUAAAAGGUAGAAAUGAGGAAGUAAACUUGAAGCUGUAGGCACUGGACUGCUGUAGGAAAGUUAUACAGCAAGAUGACUCUUCUCAGGUCCUUAGAUAGUUUGUGAUCCAGUUUUACCCAGAAUAACUUCUCUAAGCCUUCUGUUGUCCUCACAUCAACACAAAAACAAAACAAUGUGACUUGUAAAUAUCAAUUUGUUAUAUUUCUAUAGUGCUAUUUAUUCAGUGGUUAUUUUAUUCUGGGUAAAAUGAAGUGGCAUUUUGAUUGUUAUUUGUACCACAAAUUCUGGUACAAACUUCACUUUCUUUUGUUAGUAAUAUGAUGGGUUAAAGGAAAUGUAGUUUGAUAGACUGGAAGCUUAAAUUUUCAAUUUUUGUCGAUACUAAACUGAUAUACAUUAUUGCCAGAAAGAAAAAAAAAUCUGUCGCAAUACAGUUUAAAUCUGUAAGAUGUCAUCCGUUAAUGUUUACUCAAUUGAUAUUUUUUCAUCUGAUUUAAAACAUGUUGACAGCUGUACAUUCUAUUAGAAAUAUUUAUGUAUUAAAAUAGUACAAUGUAUUGAACAUCUUCUGUGUCUUAAUUAUGAUGAUAUCUACAGUUUUGGCUAGAGGUCUGCAGAUGGGAGCAACUUACAACAAAAAAUAAAACCUGUGCAUUAUUUACAGUGCUGGGCAUGUGAAAUGAAAAAAUAUCACAGUGUUCUUCAAACACUUGCCAGACAUAGCAUAUCUUUGGAUGACAUCUUAACAUUAAAGCACCACUGUUACAAUACAAAAAUUGAUUGAAUUUGUUCCAUCUUUAUUCAUCAUCAUCUUGUUGUACAAGUAUUAAACAUUCAGCAUGUUUUA